AAGAAUGACCACAUUCUCACAGUCGACAUGAAUAAAAGCCGUUCAGGAAGAGUUGCUCUCCAAAACAAAACUGUCAUGUAGGUGUGUCGGAAGCGCGUCUCCGCCUUUUUUCUGUUCUUUGCGUGCUCUAAAAUGCAAACUUUCUUGUUCGGUUUAGAGCCGGUGGUCAGUGACCGGUUUUUACUCAUUUGGAUGUAAUGGCCGAUGAGCAGGAAACUGACCUCCUAAACCCUCAUGAGGACGCACCUUUCAUAAAACAGUGCGACUGCAGUACACCUGGAUUAAAGAUAACGCAAAUUAACGACAAGCCAACAGUAUGGCCAAGGCCACUAGCCCGGACGUGGACCCUGAUGCUACUGCUGGUCACAUGUCUUCUCCACUGGUCACGGAUGGCCAUGCCGAUCUGUGCCGUCACUAUGGCCAGAGAAUUUGAAUGGAGCAAGACAGAGACUGGCAUGGUGCUGGGGGCUUUUUUCUGGGGCUACUGUUUUACUCAGGUGGUUGGGGGUCAUGCCAGUGACAGGAUUGGAGGAGAACGAGUCCUGCUUCUGUCCACCUCCUCAUGGGGCUUAAUGACAUCUCUGACCCCGAUACUGGCCAACACUGGACUCUCGCCUCUCCUUACAAUGACAGCGUCCAGGUUUCUAUUGGGUGUAAUGCAAGGAGUUCACUACCCUUCUCUGGUCAGUAUCUGUUCUCAGCGGGUGACGGAGGGGGAGAGAGGUUUAUUGAUGAGCACUCUGGCCUGUGGCUGCUACCUUGGGAUGCUGCUGGUUGGAGGAGUGGGCUCCCUGAUGCUGGACUGGUUUGGGUGGCAGAGUGUGUUUUAUGGAGCUGGUCUCCUUGCUGUUCUCUGGGCAUGUUGUGUAUGGAAAUGUCUUCUUCAAGGUACAGAUUUCUCUCUGGACUUGCUGUGGAUCAGCAGAAAAGAUGUGUCUGAAUCCUCUAGAAUUAACUGGCUCUAUCUCCUCAGAGAGCCUAGUGUCUGGGCCAUGAUCAUUGCUCAUCUGUGCUUUAGCAGCUCUUAUUACACCCUCAUGUCAUGGUUACCAACAUUCUUCAAAGACACAUUUCCUCAUGCUAAGGACUGGGUGUUCAAUGUGAUCCCCUGGUUUGUGGCACUGCCCACUUCACUGUUCGGAGGCUCUAUCUCUGAUCAUCUCAUUAGGCAAGGCUGUGGGACAGCGGCUGUGAGAAAACUGAUGCAGUUCUGUUCAAUGGGAGUUGCCAGUGUGUUCAUCCUCUUUCUCUGCAAGACGAGCAGUUUUAUUCAGGCUGUUGCUUGUGUGUCUCUGACUAUUGGACUCUCCACCUUUCACAAUAGUGGAGUGUCUGUGAAUGUAAACGACCAGGCACCAUCAUGUGCAGGAGCUCUGUACGGGGUUAUGAACACAUGUGCAGCCUUUACUGGUUUGCUGAUGGUUUACAUGUCCGGCUAUAUGAUAGAGGUCACCGGCUCCUGGGUGAAUGUGUUUUCAGUGCUGGCUUUAGUGAAUGUCAUCGGUGUGGCAGUAUUUAUAACACUGGGUGAAGCGAAGAGAAUUGAUCAGCUGGAUGAACCUGAGAUCAUCUGAACAUCAAGAGGAAACAAAGCCAAACUCUCGGAGGCACACUUGGGGAUUCCUUAUUUGUCAUUUGUAACAAAUGGAUUGAUACUCCUGAACACUUUGAAACACUAUGUAAUAACUUAUUUUAGCAUUAAAUUAAGAUUUAUUUUUAUUUAAUUAACAAAUAGCUCUUGUUAUUAUUAGCCCUCAUGUGAAAUAUGUAUUCUCCUUCAAAUAUUUCUCAAGUGAUAUUUAAUGGAGUAGGGCAAUUUCCACAGUAUUUCCGAUAAUAUUGUUUCUUCUGGAGAAAGUCUUAUUUGAUUUAAUCUGACUGAAUACUAGUAUCUUGAAUAAAUAGCUAGUAAAAUAUAAAGUACUGUCAUCAAAGCAAAGAUAAAAGAAAUCAGUUAUUAAAACUAUUAUGUUUAGAAAUGGGUAAACAAUCUCUGUUAAACAGAAUUUGUGGAAAAAAUAUUAAAGAAUUUACAUGUAACAGGAGGGCUUAUUCUGACUUCAAUAUGAAAGACUGUAUAUGUUUACAGUCUAUGAAAAACAUUUAGGUUAAUGAUAUACAGUUUUGUGCUUGAAUUAAAAAUAAUAUUUGUUUCA
Messenger RNA from Danio aesculapii, 2156 nucleotides. It is a transcript of the gene slc17a9a, whose product is annotated as solute carrier family 17 member 9a. NCBI's taxonomy places the organism in Eukaryota, Metazoa, Chordata, Actinopteri, Cypriniformes, Danionidae. The coding region runs from base 198 to 1574 and encodes 458 amino acids. The transcript has 13 exons. Gene Ontology annotation, biological process: transmembrane transport. The record is from RefSeq and is a predicted model, not a curated record. Gene Ontology annotation, cellular component: membrane. Gene Ontology annotation, molecular function: transmembrane transporter activity.